CUCGGACAAAUUCCCUCCAAGUUUGAAGUAGUUUUAGGCACAUAGGGUUUGGACUUUGGAAAGGCUUAUUCUCCGCUCUCGUCUGAAACCUGAAACCCUUUGUUCUUCGUCGGCGGAAGCAUGUCAUCGUCAUCAUCAAGCAACGCCUACGACGUGCCAUGGGUAGAAAAGUACCGUCCCAGCAAGGUCGCCGACAUCGUCGGCAACGAGGACGCCGUCUCCAGGCUCCAAGUCAUCGCUCGCGACGGCAACAUGCCCAAUCUCAUUUUAUCCGGUCCUCCCGGAACCGGCAAAACAACUAGCAUUCUCGCCCUCGCGCACGAGCUUCUCGGAGGACCAAAUUGCAAGGAAGCUGUUCUCGAACUAAACGCUUCGGAUGAUAGAGGAAUUGAUGUUGUGAGGAACAAGAUCAAGAUGUUUGCUCAGAAGAAAGUCACACUGACCCCGGGGAGGCACAAGAUAGUGAUACUGGAUGAAGCUGAUAGCAUGACCACAGGGGCACAACAAGCAUUGAGAAGGACGAUGGAGAUAUAUUCAAACACCACUCGGUUUGCCCUUGCUUGCAAUACCUCAGCUAAGAUUAUUGAGCCCAUUCAGAGUAGAUGUGCCAUUGUGCGAUUUUCACGGUUGUCUGAUCAAGAGAUACUUGGUCGUCUCAUGGUUGUGGUUCAAGCUGAGAAGGUUCCCUAUGUUCCUGAAGGACUUGAAGCCAUCAUUUUCACAGCUGACGGUGAUAUGAGACAGGCAUUGAAUAACUUGCAAGCAACAUACAGUGGGUUCCAAUUUGUUAACCAAGCAAAUGUUUUCAAGGUUUGUGACCAGCCACAUCCACUGCAUGUGAAGAAUAUGGUGCGUAAUGUGAUUGAAGGGAAUUUUGAUGAAGCUUGUUCAGGCCUCAAGCAACUGUAUGACUUGGGAUAUUCCCCCACAGAUAUCAUCACGACACUCUUUCGUAUAAUAAAAAAUUAUGAUAUGGCCGAGUACCUGAAAUUGGAAUUCAUGAAGGAAACUGGUUUUGCUCAUAUGAGAAUUUGUGAUGGAGUUGGUUCUUAUCUUCAGUUGUGUGGUCUAUUGGCUAAGCUUUCUCUAGUUCGUGAGACAGCUAAAGCUGUAUGAGCUGGUCCUAAGUGCAACUGAGAUGUCAUUAUUUUUAACUUUUCCGAUAGUGAAAUGUUCUGCUGAUGUAGCCUUAUAUUUUUUAUGUCCAGAUGCUAACUGAUACAUCAAUGUUUCGGCUUCUAUAAAUAUGUUGUGUUUUAGCUUGGAUCAAUAACUCCCACUUUUGAAAAUAUUUUAUCUGUAUAUUUAGUUA
Glycine soja is the source of this 1312-nucleotide messenger RNA. RefSeq names its product replication factor C subunit 2. Gene Ontology annotation, biological process: DNA repair; DNA-templated DNA replication. The record is from RefSeq and is a predicted model, not a curated record. The transcript has 7 exons. Gene Ontology annotation, molecular function: DNA clamp loader activity; ATP hydrolysis activity; ATP binding. NCBI's taxonomy places the organism in Eukaryota, Viridiplantae, Streptophyta, Magnoliopsida, Fabales, Fabaceae. Bases 121 to 1116 code for a protein of 331 amino acids. Gene Ontology annotation, cellular component: DNA replication factor C complex; nucleus.